Molecule: messenger RNA, 1241 nt
Organism: Populus euphratica (Euphrates poplar)
Lineage: Eukaryota; Viridiplantae; Streptophyta; Magnoliopsida; Malpighiales; Salicaceae
Product: transcription elongation factor SPT4 homolog 2-like
Exons: 5
Coding region: 386-736 (116 amino acids)
Biological process (GO): transcription elongation-coupled chromatin remodeling; transcription elongation by RNA polymerase II; regulation of DNA-templated transcription
Cellular component (GO): nucleus; DSIF complex
Molecular function (GO): RNA polymerase II complex binding; zinc ion binding
Source: RefSeq, a predicted model, not a curated record
UUUGAAUGACUGAACAAUGAAAAUUCAAGGAAACUUGACAUUAUGCUUGGUCUCCCUCUGAAUUCAGUCAGACUAUCGAGCAGCACAUCAAAGACACUCAGUUAUCAACGAACCCUACUGUGUUCUGUGGGUUGGCACUUGGCACCAUGCUGAAAGCAAUAUUGCAAGUCGAUACCAUUUGGAUUGCAGGCCAGGCAGGCCCAAAUUAAUCAUUGAGCGUGAGGCACGCUUUCCAUUCACUGGAAGAAGGACGACGUGUCUUUCAGUUCUAGAUCGACGAAUUGUCUUGUCUUCUUCCUGGCUCUUGCCGCUGCUGUUCCCCACCCCCGUAAUCCUCUUGACCACACACACAACACAUUAGAGAAGCAGAGAAGGAGGGGAGAGAAUGGGAAGUGCAGCCGCACAAAUUCCGACGAGCUUUGGACAUGAACUCAGAGCCUGUCUUCGUUGCCGCCUUGUCAAAACUUAUGAUCAGUUCAGAGAGUCGGGAUGCGAGAAUUGUUCCUUUUUUAAGAUGGACGAGGAUCAUGAGCGUGUAGUUGAUUGCACAACUCCUAACUUUACUGGGAUUAUUUCUGUCAUGGAUCCGAGUAGAAGCUGGGCUGCUCGCUGGUUGAGAAUCGGAAGAUUUGUACCUGGUUGUUACACACUUGCUGUUUCAGAGGCACUUCCAGAGGACUUACAGAAUUUAUGUGAAGAUGAGCGUGUGCCCUACAUUCCUCCCAAACGUGUAUAAAUGAAUUGGUGAAGUUAUCCUGCCUGUCACUUUGGAACGUCCCAAACGAUGAAGAAUUUGCGAGUCAGAUUAGCUAGAUCCAUGAGACUUCUAUAGUACGGCUGUAUUAUCUACUCAUGAAGUGUACUAUAACUAUAUUUAUAAAGAAGAGGAACUGCCGCCAUCAUUUUGUUCUUUCAUUCGAUGCUGCUGUGACUAUGAGUGGAGACUUUGCUGAGACGGUGCUAUUGAGGUGAGAGUCUGGUGGGUGAUGGGAAAGAUGGAUUUCAGGAAAUUUCAAUAGCCAAGGAGUCGCAUGCUUAUAAUAGGAUAUGAAUUCGCAGAGGAUAUGCUUUGUUGGGCUAUGGUGAGACCCAUGCAUUGGAAAUUGUAGGCCUGAUAUUUCUAUCCAAUUAAAAAAAAGCGAUUUAAUUUCCAUGAGCAAAAAACGAAAGCGAGGAAUCACUGAAUAGCGAUCAUGGGCCACGAUUCUAUUAUGAGCGUUUGGGAAAAGAAAAAGAAAAAG